AUGACGGGUCCUCAGUCAUUCCAUCAUCUUUCCUGGCCUGAACCCUGGACCCACCCCGAGUUCACAAUUCCUUCCGAGGAACGCCUAGCACUUUGGAAAUCACAGGGCUGGUUAAAAGAUGGGAGCCGUGCCUCUGUGCAACUCAUUAAAAACCUCAAGUGGCCUUGGGGUUUUAUCAUAUAUCGUACCGUUUAUACCCCGGAGUCCGAUGAACUAUGGUCUGCUUGUCUUGAUAAAAUCGAAGAAUCUAUCCGGCUGGAAAUCGACAUCUUCGGGGGGGAAUACACAGACCAAACCCCCGAGAGAAUUCUCAAGGACACCUUCAAAAACGUCGUUCUUGAAGAUCGGGACCGUUGGGAAUCCGCGUCGGUCGAACAGAUUCGCGCAGACUUUAUCGCGCAUUUAGAAUCAAUUGGGUCAUUUGUCGGAGAUGAUGCUCCUCGAUCUACCGUUUGUCUCGUCAUCGACGACGCGUGCUUGCAAUCUAUCAGGAAUACAUUUGACGAGCCUGAAAGCAAUCGCGGCAGUUGGGCGCCAACGGGUACCGAGGAUUCAUGA
Penicillium cataractarum is the source of this 558-nucleotide messenger RNA. RefSeq lists its product as uncharacterized. The record is from RefSeq and is a predicted model, not a curated record. The transcript has 2 exons. Bases 1 to 558 code for a protein of 185 amino acids. Lineage: Eukaryota; Fungi; Ascomycota; Eurotiomycetes; Eurotiales; Aspergillaceae.